AUGGGUCCCCGCCGUCGGGUGACGCCUUCGGGCACAACUUCUGUUCGCGCGCCUUCGGGCAACUCUGGUUCGGUUUCGGUCUCGGUCUCUGCUGCUGCGCCUUCGGGCAAUGCUUCUUCUUCUGUCUCGGCGCCUUCGGGCAUUUCUUCUUUGGUUUCCGGUUUGUCCACCAUUACAACGGAUAAAGUCCCAGAGGGUGGUGACCUCUGGGCACUCAUCAUUUUGUUUCUCGGUGUUGCGGUUCUCUUGGCCUCCGGGCUCUAUACGGCGAUCCUCGCGGGUCAAAACGAGGAGGAGCUUCGCUCCUUUCUCCAAAACAACUGGCAAGGACUCGAUUGUGGGGUGGGUCCGCUCACCAUCGCUGAGACUCGAAUGGAAUCCGGUUUACUCCGGAAGAAGAUGCUUUGGGUGUAA
Molecule: messenger RNA, 414 nt
Organism: Sclerotinia borealis F-4128
Lineage: Eukaryota; Fungi; Ascomycota; Leotiomycetes; Helotiales; Sclerotiniaceae
Source: the annotation of a GenBank genome assembly